Messenger RNA from Helianthus annuus (common sunflower), 2796 nucleotides. RefSeq names its product gamma-tubulin complex component 3. The coding region runs from base 103 to 2427 and encodes 774 amino acids. Gene Ontology annotation, molecular function: microtubule minus-end binding; gamma-tubulin binding. Gene Ontology annotation, biological process: microtubule nucleation; cytoplasmic microtubule organization; mitotic cell cycle. The record is from RefSeq and is a predicted model, not a curated record. Lineage: Eukaryota; Viridiplantae; Streptophyta; Magnoliopsida; Asterales; Asteraceae. The transcript is spliced from 2 exons. Gene Ontology annotation, cellular component: equatorial microtubule organizing center; gamma-tubulin small complex; spindle pole.
GGAGAUUCUGGUGAAAAAAAGCAUGGUAUAUUAAAACGGAGACAGAUGUUUUUAAAAAAAGUUCCUGUUGGACUGUACUAAAUUUUCCCCUCUCUCCGACCAAUGGACUCCGACCACCGCGUCGGAGAUCUCGUCCGGCAACUCGUCCACCAUUUACAAAACACCUCUUCCUCAAACCCUAACCCCGAAGACGUCAACUACGCCAUCCGCAUUCUAUCAAGCCGAAUGACCCCCCCAUCACAAGCCGCCGACGAAGCCAACUCCAUCAAAAGCCGUUUAGCCAAACAAUCAAAGCUCUCCCAUGCCUUAACUUUCGCAGAUCUUUAUUCCAAAUUCGCCUCUAAAACCGGUCCCGGUAGCGUAAUCAACAAGCAAUCUCUUCUUUAUUUGCUCAAAGUCAUUUCCGAAGAUCGAGUUACAAACCCUCACCCUAAGUCACGCACCGAUAGUUGUUACAAUUUGUUGAAAAAUGGUGGAGUUUUGAAUAUAGUUAGAAACCCUAAUAAUACGGUUGUUAGGGAUUUUGCUAGGUUAGUGAGUGAGGAGAGUGAUGUGUUGGAAAAGGAUUUAGUGAGUGACGUGUUGUCUGUUUGUGAAGGAAUUCAUGGAAAGUAUGUGAAGUUCGAUGAGAUGCUUGAUUCCUAUGUUUUAUCGGAGUCGAUUAAGGUGUCCAAAGGGAUGAGGAUUAUGGUUUUAAAGCUCUGUGAGCUCGGGUGGUUGUUUCGGAAGGUGAAUCGCUAUGUUUGUGACGAUAUAGGUGAGAAUGUUGGUAAAUCGUUUCGUGUUGGUUUGCAGGAUGAGGUUGUGGAGUAUCGUAAGUUGUUGACGGUGCUUCAAUCGCAGUCGUUGAAUCUUUCUUUGAGGAGACUUGCGGUUUGGUUUGUUGAACCGAUGGUUAAGAUGAGGCGAAUGGCUCUUCUUGUGGACAGCUGUAAGGAUCUCAAGGGUGGGGCUUUGGCUGGAGAAAUUCAUUUGCAUGCUCAACAUGGUGAUCCUCUGCUUCAUGAGUUCAUGAAACGGUUACUUCUUAAGGUUUCUUCGCCUGUUUUUGAAAUGGUGAGGAGUUGGGUAAUGCAAGGCAAUCUUCAAGAUUUACACUCCGAGUUCUUUGUAUCCGAACAAUCUGUCAAACCAGAGUUAUUAUGGAAAGAAGGUUAUCAAAUUAAUUAUCUUAUGCUUCCAUCUUUUAUAUCCAAAUCGCUUGCUACUCGCGUGUUAAGAACAGGUAAGUCGAUUAAUUUCCUUAAAGUUUGUUGCGAGGAUCAUAGUUGGGCAGAUUUAGCACCAAGUAGAGGUCUUGGAUAUGGUGAAACUAAUGCACUUGAAUCUUUGGUCACUGAAGCAGAAAAGAGAAUAGAUAAACAUUUAAUGCAUGCUAUUUUUAACCGCUAUAAGUUCAAAGAUCACUGUCUAGCGAUUAAACGUUUUAUAUUGUUAGGGCAAGGCGAUUUCGUGCAAUAUCUAAUGGAAACUGUGGGUCCAGUGCUCGCAGAGCCUGCUAAGACGAUCAGCUUAAUUCAUUUAUCUGGGCUAGUGGAGAAGGCCAUUCUGUCAUCCGGUGCACAAUAUGAUGAUCGUGACAUUUUAGAUAGAAUAAAAGUUAAGAUGAUGAUGCCACACGGUGUUAAAGAUAGGGGGUGGGAUGUGUUCCAUUUGGAUUACGAUAUAAGAGUUCCGUUAAAUACGGUAUUUACAGAAUCUGUAAUGGGUAGUUACCUGAGAGUUUUUAGUUUUCUGUGGAAGAUUAGAAGGGUAGAACAUGCUGUUCUUGGUGCUUGGAAGACCAUGAAGCCGAAUUUGACCAGUUGUCACGUUUUCACCAACUAUCCAAAGGCGGUGGGGUUGCAGAUAGUUUCGACGUCGCGGAAAUGCCAGCUUCUGUGGGAUAAAAUGAAUAAUUUUGUUAUGAGUAUGCAGGCGUAUAUAAUGUUUGAAGUAUUGGAGGUGACGUGGGCUAAGUUCUGUAAUGAAAUGGAAGCGUCCAAAGAUCUUGAUGAUCUGAUUGCUGCUCAUGAGAAAUAUCUUGUUACAAUUGUUGAGAAGUCGCUUCUUGGAGAAACAUCUGAAGCUCUUUACAAGGCUCUGUUGAUGUUGCUUGAUGUCAUAUUGCGGUUCACCAGUGUUGCUGACCGGCUAUAUGAAUUCAGAACAAGAAAUACUGCUACUAGUAAGACCAAAGAUGCUAACAAGACUUCAAAAAGCAAAGGUUUGGAGACAGAUUCAUGGCUUAACGAAGGAAGAAAGGCUGUAACACAACGCGCUGGCGAAUUUCUUAGUAUUAUCGGACAAGAUUUAGAUGCGGUUUCAAAAGAAUACUCGUCUGUUUUGAAGGGGUUUAUUUCUCAACUGCCUACACAACGACAUGUUGAUCUCAAGUUCCUCAUGUUUCGGCUAGACUUUACUGAGUUUUAUAAACUGGCAGCUUAGCUCUGAUGAAGCUUGCAUAGCAAGUAAACUAGUUUAGAUCUUGUUUUAGGGGAAAAUUCAAAUUCCUACCGAUUAGGUUUUAAAAGCCUCAGGAGCACUUCAUACACAUGUGGGUCAAAAUUAGGGCUUGGAGGAUGCUGAAAUGUAAAACAGACAAAAAGUAUGAAGAUAAUAUGAAUGGGGUUUAUUUGAUACAUAAAGCUUAUAUGGUUUUACUCCGUGCCUUGGCUUUCGGGACUUGAAUGCCUUGCACUUUCUAAAACCAAGAAACCAUUAUCUGUUGUACUAUGAUGACCAUGGUUCGCACUUGUUUUUUCAGACUGAUAUUAGUACUGCUUGAUGUCCCUGCAUGGUUUUGCAGUUCCUACA